AGACCACACCAUUUGCACGAACAAGCACUUUAAAUAACAAUGGAGUCCACGAAAAUGGGACUGGUACAAGAAAAGUGGAAAUCUGGUGUGUUGAAAAUGAAGCUGGUGGCAGAGAUACUCACCGGAAGUCUGUUCUACGUCGAGGUGGGAGCGGAUGCCACCGUGGGCGACCUCAAGAAGGAGAUCGGGAAACAGGAAAACCUACCCGGGGAUCGCCUCAUUCUGCUGCUUGAUGCUGAGGAGCGUUACUCGUUGGAUAAAGACGAAGCUUCUCUCAAGGAUUACGGGGUUGAAGAUAGCUCUCACAUCUACAUCUUCUUUCAGGACAACAUUGCUGCUUCCUCUGCAUCUCCUUUGACUCCAAAGGAGUCUACAAGUGUGGAUAAUACAGAUGAGGCUGACGAAGAUGAAGCUCCACGCCAUGAGAAUGCUUCAGUUGAGGCUAAUGAGCCUUCUGCCUCAGUUGAUCAAGAAGAAUGAGUGUUCAAUUCUUGACAGAAUAUAAUCUUAAUAAUUAGUAGUCGACUCGACUCUAUCACACGUUUUUCACCGUUUCGUUAAAUAAUAUUUAGCCUUAACUCCCAGUUAUAUAGCUCCCACAAAAUCUACCACUUUAAAGGUCAAG
Molecule: messenger RNA, 625 nt
Organism: Salvia miltiorrhiza (redroot sage)
Lineage: Eukaryota; Viridiplantae; Streptophyta; Magnoliopsida; Lamiales; Lamiaceae
Exons: 1
Coding region: 40-480 (146 amino acids)
Biological process (GO): proteasome-mediated ubiquitin-dependent protein catabolic process
Cellular component (GO): cytosol; nucleoplasm
Molecular function (GO): proteasome binding; ubiquitin binding; polyubiquitin modification-dependent protein binding
Source: RefSeq, a predicted model, not a curated record